Molecule: messenger RNA, 6881 nt
Organism: Platichthys flesus (European flounder)
Lineage: Eukaryota; Metazoa; Chordata; Actinopteri; Pleuronectiformes; Pleuronectidae
Exons: 7
Coding region: 380-4726 (1448 amino acids)
Biological process (GO): negative regulation of DNA-templated transcription
Source: RefSeq, a predicted model, not a curated record
GUCCGUGUGGACAGGAUGAGGAAGAGCCUGUCCAUUGUGCCGCCUCGGAGACACUGCGCCGUAUGCGCCAUUUGCGCGCAAACGCGGUAAUUUCUUCGGGCGAAUUCCUAUCUCUAACAUCGAUUGUGCUGCCGCCUGGUCGAUUGGCCGCGCUAGUGAUCGAACAGAGCCGGAGUUACGGGACACCUGCAGACUGAUGUGAUGUCUGAGACAUUUGGCAGCUGCUCAGUGGAGGAAAACCACCCACAGCAGCAUCAUAUGGGAGGACAUUGUGUGAGUAAAUGGCAGUGAAGGAGUCUGGUCUGAAUCUGUGUGACAAGGGAAGAACCAACCAGUACUGUUGGAUGCGAACUGAUGAGCUGUCCAAGCUGGCAACAGCAUGCCAACUGCAAAAGAUAAAGGUGGUUCUGCGUCCCACCGCCACCAGCCUGCCUCAGAAUACAAUGAUGCCACCCUGGCCCAAAAGAGAGAAUACUGGAGAACCAAGAAACGAGAGCAGAGGGCUCGUCUGUCAGAGCGAAGAGGGAGGCCAUCACAAGACAGUCGAGGGAAAAAGAUCCUCCACCUAAAUACCACCGCAGUGGUGAAUUCCACUUUAUCUGGCAUCUUAGCUGCUCCCUCUUCUCCUGUGCAGAGUAAUGAUGAGUCAUAUAAAACACCCAAUGUCUCCCCAGCAUCCCAUAGUGCAAAUGCAGUGGGAGAAGGUUCAUUUGAAACCCCUGAAAGCCAAAAGCCGAAGUGGUUCCACACAAUGAAACUCGACAAGGUCUUGCCUCAGUUCCCAGCAUCAUGUUCCAUCUCAGCCAAAGCGGCUAGGGGCGACGCGGUGAAAUGCCGAGCAGCGAGGGGGGCUGUGAACAGAGCCAUUACCUCACCCACACCUAGUGGAACCCAGCUGGACUCCAGUUCCUCAGUGCCUCCAGUCAGAGUGACCAGAAUUACCAAUGGCAGCUCUGCCCAAACAACACCUCAUACACGUGUGUCUAUGCAGGGCACAUCAGUCCUAAACCUGCAACACAGACAACAUGUUGCUUCACGCAGUCAGCCCAGACUCUCCCCUACCAAUCUGACCAUGGGUAGGAUUCUUGUGUCCUCUCCAUGUGGCCCCAUCUCCAUAAAAACUGAGGGUAAAGAAGAGAACACAACACCUCAGAGUGGAACAAAGAGUUCCUUGGUCACCACACAGAGAGCUAAAGGUGUUGGCAACUCGCAACCUUCCAUCGAGUCUGAGGAGGAGAGAGCAGCCAAACGCAGAGAGCAUUGGCGGAUCAAAAAGCGAGAGCAGAGAGCAAAGCUGGCCGCUCAGAUAGCUAAAGCCAGAGAUAGGACACAGGCCACAGAGAUGAUGGUACAGAGGCAAAUGGCACAAAGAACAGGAAUCAUGGGUCCACGUCAAAAUCUUCCAUCUCAGUCGUUUUCGAGAAGAGCGGGUCCUACUCAGGCCAAAGCCACGUUCAGGCCGGCCAAAAAGAGAAAUGACAAACUGAAAAUUGCGGCAGCGAGUUUGACCACAGUUAACCUGCAGAUCAAAGUGCAGAAUCCACAUGAGACCAGGACAUCACCAACAGCAAUUUCUCGGAGAAAAUCUGGGGAAACGCUAAGAAGGUUUCCAAGUUACGCACAUCUUUCCAAUGUUACCCGAGGGAUUGUGCGAUGUAAAACACCCAGACAGAGGUUAAUUGAAGCUCAGAGGAAUUUGAUGAUUCAAAGAAACAUGAGAUGUAAGUCCCCGCUGCUUGCUUCAGUCUUUGGUACCAGAAAUAUGCCCAGGAUCGACCCCAAUGACACACCUGAGCAGAUAAUAGAAAAACGGCGAGAGUACUGGCGGAUUAAAAAGCGGGAACAGCGAGCUAAGUUGUCAAUGGAGGUGAGGGAUCGAUUGAAGGAGAGGGACUCUCUGAUGCGAAGAGUGAAACGCUACCAGAACAUCCUAGAGGAGAUGAGGAAAGCCAGAGCGCUCACACAAUCAGCGGGAAGAACUCUGACCCACGCGUCGGAGACCAUUGGCGGGUUCAUCAAAGAGGAUGGGACAGUGACCAUUAAAAUCCCCCAGGUUUCCACAUGUCACGACACAGCAGCUCAUCAAAGUGAAGAAGAACUUCAUGUUCAAAGUUCCAGUAAUACCCACGUUACGCAGCCUCAACAUCCGCCUUAUACGAGUCGAAGAGGUGUAACCCCUGUUACAAUUAACCAGCCCUUCUGCCCAGCUCAGGUGAAAGUAUCUUUUCCUCUUUCUGGAAAGUCAGUCAUCAACCUUCCAAAACUACUGUCUGCCAGACCAAGGACUCCACGUGAUAAUUCUAAUUCUCACUCGUCACCCGCUCAAGCUGUAGGGCAGCUCACACUCACUCAUCCUCAAAAGGCCAUUUCUGGAGGAUCGUCGGCAGGGUCCAGCUGUGUCAUGAAAAUGGCUGUUUCAAGUAGUGCAGCUCCACUGGCUCUAUCUCUGGAUCCAGCGCUAACACAGGAAGAGAGAAUGGCAAAGAAGAGGGAGUACUGGAGGAUAAAGAAACGUGAACAGCGAGCAGCCCGUGCAGGGCGACUGAAGCAGGGUGUCCUACAAAUGAGGGCUAACGCAGCCUUACAGAGGAGAAGGGCCCAGAAGCAAGUAGCCUUGAACUCUGCACCACAGAACAAACGUCUCUCUAACCUAAAAGGAAACACACAACCUCCCCCAGAUAACAGUGUGCCCGUUACACCAAAUGCUAAUGAGAUAAAACAAGAGACUGAGACUGUGCCAGCAGUUGACCUAAAUUCUCAACCGGAACAAGCCAUCUGUCCAGAUAUCAAACGCCCAAACUCCUUACCACUGCCAUCAGCACCCCAGCCGGAGUCUGAUCCAGCUCUGGCUGCAGACAGCCAGGCCACCACUCUGCGAGCCGUGGCCUCUAUGAAGAAGCUCCUGGAAGAAUCACUUAGCACAGUGAGGGACUGUCAAAGUCCGCAGACUGACAUGAAAAUGGAGACAACAGAAGAGGCCUCAGAGCGAGAGCUGAAGCCCAAUUUACCUCAGCUCAUUUUUGAAGAGGAUGAGGUGGCUCCUCUGGCUGCUAACCUGACAUUGCAGAUAAAGAGCUGGCCGCCAGACACUGGGGCCCUGGCACACUCACGUUCACCAGGCCCUCAUUUAAAAAACUCACCACAAAUUAGUGAGACACCCCCACCUAUUCCUACCUCCAGUGAUGCACCUAUGCUUCCCACCUCUGAGCACGCCUCCCAAACCUCUCCCACAUUCACAUUAAACCCCUCCAAGGAAGACCCCGAUGGUCCAUCCUCACCUCACAGGACCCAGAGGCUUCUCACCAGAAAGGAGGGCCAUGAAGGCUGCUGCUCCCCAGAGCCGCCCGAGCUACAUCAACCACCCAUCGAUGAGCUGCACCCACAGCAGGAACCGGGUGAUCAACAGUGUGAGACACAGGAACAGUUCGAAAACGGCAUGUCACCAGCAGCACGAAGAUAUCACAGUGUGUGGACUGAGCAGGUCGGCUUGACCAGCCUGCAGCGGAAGAGGGAGUACUGGAAGCUGAUGAAGCGGCAGCAGAGGGCCAGGUCAAAGGCCAGGCAGAAGGAGAGGCAGGGAGGACUAUGCAGUCGGCUAACCCAGGCUCAAGGUUUUGGUGUCUUCAACAAUGUUAAGCGUGGAAAUCCUCAUGUAAAACCAGCUCUCAGAUCCAGGUCAUCGAUUGUCUCACUUCCGGCCGUGUCCAGCUUCCCUGCUCUCAGCCCCACAACAUGUCGUGCUGAGCGGUCACCGCACACGGCCCAGGUGAAGUUGCCUGUCCUCAGUGUCUCCUGUUCUCCCGGGAGUGAGCAGAACAACAUAGACGUUGGACCUUCACAUAUCAUGUCAGACUGUCUCGACGCUUCUGAGAAUCCGCAGCAAGCCGUGCCACGUUCUCAAAUGCCGAUGUCAUCAAGUUCGGAUGUAGACUCAGCACCCCGCCUUCCUACUCUGACGCCUCCAGACAACCCACUGUCCAGCAUCAACCUGCAAACCAUUGAACCCCAUGUUGAAACGUCUGAUCCCACCCUCAGUGCGAUAAAAAUCACUUCUCAACUUCAUAGCCCCUCACAUUCGAUGCAUUCUCCCUAUAAGCUGGUACCUGUAAGCACCAUGGCUCCACCUAAACCCAUCCCUGGGGAGUCUCAGGAGGACUUUCUGAGGAGGAAGCGAGAGUAUUGGAGGAUCAAAAAGAAGGAGCAGCGAGCCAGGAAGGCCAUCCAGGACAAGGGAGCCCCCACGAAGAGAGCUGCCCACUGGAGGCCCAUCCUACCUGCACAGGACCCACCAACACAGGAUUCUGGUCAGUGGUUGAGCUCCUCUGAUGAGUCAGAGCAUCUAAUGAGCACUUCAGUGGACACUGACCAGGAAUCAUUUCAGUUCCCAAAUUACCCAGCACCAGUGGAAGAUGACCCGGAGCUGCUGUACACUGACUAUGAGAACCACAGCGGUGAGGAAGGUUCUAUCUCGGACAGCGUGUGGAGGUACAGGUACCUCAUGGACUACGACCCACUCAACCAGCUGCUGGUGUGCAUGGUGUGUGGGGAGCUGCAGUACUCCCACAGCCUGGAGGGCGUAAGGGCCCACAUCGAGGACGCCCACCCCGACACCUUGACGCUAGAAGCCGGGGAGAGACAGCGAAUUCUGGAGGCAUGGGACGAGCAGGUGUCCCGGCGGGAACGCUUCUUCACCAGUCAGCUCCAGCAGCAGAGCGGUACAUCAUGACCUCAGAGAGAAGACAUGUAGAGAGUGCAAGAAUAAAGCAGGAACUGAUUAGAAGAGAACGUGUCCUGCAGGAGUCAACUGAAGAUCGUGGACCCGGAGAGAAGCCCCACUCAUGCGUUGUCUUCUUUAUUUUUAGAUUUUUUUUUCAAUCAAUCUGUUUACCUUCAUAAAAAGUCACCUUGAAAAGAAUGCUGCUCUUGCCCUGACAGCAGCUUUACCUCAUUGUCCCGCCAGGAUUGUAAUAUUGUUUCUUCAGUAUGGACACUUUUAUACUGAAGCUGCCACAACUGAGAUUUUGUUACAAUAUUUAAAAUAAUCAAUAGAGAAGUCCAACAUUGUAGGGAGCAUAUCUCUGUGCUAAUAUGGACUAAAUGCAUCCUGGACCUACUCUCAAAUAGACAAAGAUGAAAAUUUACAUUGAUUUUAAUUUCUUGAAUUGUGAUCCACCCAUUUAAAAUCCCCAGUUAUUUCAAUGCCUGCCACAAACUAUAAAUCCAAUCUGAUGGUUUAGAUAUAAAUAGCAGUUGGUAUAGAUUUGUCUGAGCAAACCCUAGGAAAAAAAACCACAUUGUUUUAGAUGUGGGCUGUUCUUUUUUAAAUUCUAAAGUUCCAGAUAUUUUUGUAAUCCCACUGUGCUUAAUGCAUUGCUUAAGCCAAACCCUUGAGUAUAUAAUUUGUAUGCACAUUGUGCUACUCAGCUCAAGUUCCUUUCCUACACGACACUAACACGAGCAUGAUGAGGGGAUGGCCAGUGUUGCAACAAAAUGUUGGUUUUCAAAGAUCCAGGAUUUCAGGCCAUCAGAAAUGAACCCUUGAAAAUACAAGCCCCUGUGGCAUAAUAACAGGUGAAAAGUACGAUUUAGGUUUCCCCUCCUAUGGUCUGCUUACAUUACGUUCCUUUAUUUAUCCAGCAGACACAAAGCAGCCGUAGUCAAAUAUGGGCUACUGGUCAGAAUAUAGAGGGCUGCAGCAGUAAAACCCUGAGGGUUAUGAAUUAAGUCAGGGUGUGCUUUACUGCUUUUACAACUUUUUAUUUUUAAGAAGACGAAUUGAUUUCUUUUGUCCAAAAGUUACAUGGACUUGCUUUAAAGUCAGACCAAUGAUGAGUCACCAGAGGGUUCAGCGACAACCUAACGAUUCAAUGACAACCAAGGGAUAUGAGACAGCUUACAAAUAGAAACAAGGUGUGUAUCAGACAUUGAACAGAUACAUGAAAUGGUAGAAAAUAUAAAAGUGCACUGUCAGGUUUAGAAGGAUGUGUUUGUAAUAGCUGUUGUCGGAGUCAUAUCAGAGCUAUUAUCAAACUAUAGAUAUUUAUAGUAGAAUAUUCAGUAAAUUUAGAUUUAAACCCAGUGUCAGACAGUUAUCAGAAAAUGUGUCUACACACAUACAGCACAAGAAUCAAACACUUUUUACUGUAGUGUAGUUGUAUGAACUGAUAGUUGCUAUCAGAUUUGGGAUAAAGGUCUGAGACCCUUUAUUAUUUACUAUGGGCAUCAGGAACUGUUCCACAUGUUUUUGUAUGUGGUAGCACCAUGUUGUUCAAACCCGAAACUUUACACAUGUUCUAGAUGACUGUUUUGUGUCGAGACAACUUUUUAAAUAGUACAUUUCUAGCUUCUUUAAAAAGACGCUCCUGCUGUUCAUACCAGCCUCACCAUGUGUAAAGUUUGCACUGUAAAUACACGAAAAAAACAGAAGUGGUUAUAAGAUGCCAAAUUUUUCUUUGACUUUGUGCAACUUAAUUUAUUAUUUAUUGAAUUGUCUCUAUAUUAUUGAUGAUGCAUUAUUCAUAACCAUAGGUAGUUUCAUGUUAGAAAAGCAUCUCAUUUGUGAGUAUUGAGGAUCAAAAGGCUUUCCUGCAUGAGUAGUACAUGGAUGAAGAGUUGUGUACCAGAGAUGAGCUCUGGAAAAUCAUUCCCAUGUUUUCUUUGUAUGAUUGUUAUGUAGAGAAAAAUGCUGAAAAAAAAAAAUCUGUUUGAGCACAAGGCUGCGGAGGUCAGUUCUGCUUUGAGGAGCUGCCUGCACAGCCACAACACUGUAAAUAGCUGGAAGUGACCAAGCUAAUUUACCUUCUGAGAAUGUAAUUCUGACUUGUUUACCAGUUCAAAGGGAAUGUUUCAAUGCCUUUUAAGUAAUAAACCUUUUCUACCUU